Messenger RNA from Anoplopoma fimbria (sablefish), 584 nucleotides. RefSeq names its product gamma-crystallin M3-like. Gene Ontology annotation, biological process: lens development in camera-type eye; visual perception. The transcript has 3 exons. Lineage: Eukaryota; Metazoa; Chordata; Actinopteri; Perciformes; Anoplopomatidae. The coding region runs from base 30 to 584 and encodes 184 amino acids. The record is from RefSeq and is a predicted model, not a curated record. Gene Ontology annotation, molecular function: structural constituent of eye lens.
UCAGUAGCAGCAGCACAUCCACAUCCAACAUGAGCAACACCGGCAUGAACAUGAGGGGCAAGAUCAUCUUCUACGAGGAGAAGAACUUCCAGGGUCGCUCCUACGAGUGCAUGAGCGACUGCUCUGACAUGACCUCCUACCUGAACAGGUGUCAGUCCUGCAGGGUUGAGAGCGGCUGCUUCAUGGUCUACGACCGCACCAACUACAUGGGAAACCAGUUCUUCAUGAGGAGAGGAGAGUACUCCGACUACAUGAGCAUGAUGGGCAUGAGGGAUUGCAUCAAGUCUUGCCGUAUGAUCCCCAUGCACAGAGGCCAGUUCAGGAUGAAGAUCUACGAGAGGGAGAACUUCGGUGGUCAGAGUCACGAGCUGAUGGAGGACUGUGACAACAUCCAGGACCGUUACCGCAUGAACGAGUGCCAGUCCUGCCACGUGAUGGACGGCCACUGGCUGAUGUACGAGCAGCCCCAGUUCAGAGGCAAGAUGAUGUACCUGAGACCCGGAGAGCACAGGAACUUCAGGGACAUGGGCAUGAGCGGAAUGAAGUUCAUGAGCAUGAAGCGCAUCAUGGAUUCCUCCAACUAA